UCUCUGGUGGCUUGAGCAAUUUGUCCUUCUCCUUCCGUGGUCUCAACUCCUUGCGAGACGCCAUGCACAGCGUCUUCCUGUACCAUGCCAUCCCCAAGGGCUUGAACAUGUCCAUCGUGAACCCAGGAGGUUUGCCUCGCUAUGAGGACAUCGAUGCCCACAGCCGCAAGCUGUGCGAGGAGGUGAUCCUCAACAAGUCUGCAGAUGGCAAGCACGUGGAGCGCUUCCUGGAGUACGCUGAGGCUGUGCGAAAGCCUGCAGCUUCCGCUGGUGCUGGCGGAGGAGGUGCUGAGAAGGCGAAGGAUGCCUGGCGCAGCGGCACCUACACCGAGCGUUUGCACUACGGGCUCAUCAAUGGCAUCGACAAGUUCAUCGAGGGCGACACUGAAGAGGCGCGGAAGGAGCUGCGGGUGCCUUUGCAUGUCAUCGAGGGGCCACUCAUGCAAGGCAUGGGUAUCAUCGGCGAUCUUUUUGGAUCCGGAAAGAUGUUCUUGCCACAGGUUAUUAAGAGCGCCCGUGUCAUGAAGAAGGCUGUGGCCUACCUCACUCCCUUUAUGGAGGAAGAGCGCCGGGCUGCCGCCCUCGCAGCUGGUGAAGAUCCCAAUCAGCCCAAGUACAACGGAACAGUGCUUAUGGCCACGGUGAAGGGCGAUGUGCAUGACAUCGGAAAGAACAUUGUCGGCGUGGUGCUGGGCUGCAAUAACUACAAGGUGGUUGACAUGGGCGUCAUGGUGCCCUGCGACAACAUCUUGGACAAAGCCAUUCAGGAGAAGGCGGAUGUCAUCGGCCUCUCGGGGUUGAUCACUCCUUCCUUGGAUGAGAUGCAAUACGUGGCUGAACAGAUGAAAGCUCGGAACAUGAAGCUUCCGCUGAUGAUCGGCGGUGCAACGACCUCGAAGAGGCACACUGCUGUGAAGCUUGCCACCAAGUACGAUGCUGGUGUCAUCCAUGUGCUGGACGCCAGCCGCAGCUGCACCGUUGUGAGCGCUUUGUUGUCAAGUGACAAGGCAAGCUACCUGAGUGAGAUUGCAGAGGAGUACACUGAGAUCAGGGAGGAGUACUACACAACUCUCAUCGACAAGAAGUGGAAGACCAUCGAGCAGGCGCAGUCCAAGAAGCCCUCCUUGGAUUGGAGCAAGCUGCCGCCUGCCCCGAAGUUCGUUGGCAACCUUUGCAUCAAGGAUCACCCCAUCGAAGAAGUCAUGGAGUACAUUGACUGGACGCCAUUCUUCCAGGUGUACCAGUUGCGCGGCAAGUACCCCAACCGCGACUACCCCCACAUCUUCAAGGAUGCCCGCGUGGGACCUGAAGCCAAGAAGCUCUUCGAAGAGGCCAAGGAGAUGUUGGCCUGGAUCGUGAAGGAGGGGCAUUUGAAGUGCUCAGGUGUUGUUGGCAUUCAUCCGGCCAACAGCGUGGGUGAUGACAUUGAGGUCUACACCAGCGAGAAGCGUGACACCGUCAAGUGCAAGUUCUACGGUCUUCGUCAGCAACUUGACAUGGGCGAGUCGACCUACUGGUGCCAGGGUGACUUCAUCGCUCCCAAGGGUGUUGCUCCGGACUACAUCUCCGCCUUCGCGUGCACUGGUGGCAUCGGGUGCCACGAGCAGCGCCAGAAGUUCGAGGCCAAGGGUGAAAUUGAUAAGGCCAUCCUGCUGGAGGCUGUGGCGGACCGCCUGGCCGAGGCCUUCGCCGAGCUGAUCCACUUGAAGAUCCGAAAGACCCUUUGGGGCUUUUCGCCUGAUGAGAAAUUGUCCCUGGAUGACAUGCUGAAGGUGAAGUACCAGGGAAUUCGGCCUGCUCCGGGAUACCCAUCGCAGCCCGAUCACCGUGAGAAGAAGACCUUGUGGGACUUGCUGGAGGUCGACAGGCUGACCGACAACAAGAUUGAGCUCACCGAGUCCUACAUGAUGAUGCCGAGUGCCUCCGUGUCGGCGUUGGUCUUUGCUCACCCAGAGGCGAAGUACUUCUCUGUUGGGCAAGUGAACACCGAUCAGGUUAAGUCCUAUGCUGAACGCAGGGGAGAGACUGGUGUGGAGGACACGGAGCGGUGGCUGGGCAGCACCGUGCUGGGUUACGAGAAGCGAUGAGGAUAAGACUUCUUUAUCUUUGGCGAGAUGUCAAUUGCUGAAGGCAAAAGAUUUUCCACUAUACUGUAGUUUGCGCAGUUUUAGGUGGUUUGCAGAUCAGCCCACAGGAAAUCAACAGCUUAAAAGGAUAGUCACUGGAGGAAAUGAGCAUGUUGACCCAAAGACCACCAAGGGCUUGAUCGGCGAACCAAAAAAAAACUGCUGCAUUCGGCCGGUCGUACGUGCGGCAUGGUCGAGCGUGCAGCUGUUUAGCCACGGGGGAGGUGUCAGUCGAAGGCCUCUGACAGAAAUCCCCUCAGCUGGCCUAAUCUUUGGCUCCUUAUCCAGCUAGGUACCCGAUGCUGUGAAGGAGCACCGCGUGAAAAAAGA
Molecule: messenger RNA, 2456 nt
Organism: Durusdinium trenchii
Lineage: Eukaryota; Dinophyceae; Suessiales; Symbiodiniaceae
Source: the annotation of a GenBank genome assembly